AGUAAUCGUGCGACGUUUUUGUAUUAAAUGUCAAUAAACAAUAACCACCGUGACGACAAAGUGAAUUUUAAUAUAUGUUUUUAUCGAAUUAAUCAAUAGGGGGCGUAGCUACAGUUGUGUGACGUUAUUAGUGUAUUGCGGUUAUUAAUACAGAUUUCAACAGGUGCAAUUGCAAUACAGCCUUGAAUUUCAAGAAUAAGUUAUUUUGAAAUAGCAUUUUGUUGACAAUUGACAUAGAUUGAAGACGCUUUUGCUUAGACCCGGUCAACUUAACGAAAACAUGCAUUUGCUUUUAAGAAAUUACAGCCUCAGUUCUUCUAAUAGAACGUAAAAAUCCUCCUUAAUGGUAAAAGUUCUGUUUUGGUUAAUCUUUGACGCAAUUGAAAUCAUUACAUAUUCAAUGGGCACCCUUUGGCCACCUUUAAGGUGUGCAUUUCCGUUGUUUCUCACUAUGGAUGGUCAUCGACAAAUUAGUCGCCGUAGAUAAUAGCAGCGAAUCUUAUCUGAGUACGUGUUAGGUCUACGUGUUCACCAACUUCAUUUCCAUGAUAUCAAUUAUCGGAUUCGUGUCGAACACACAAAUACUCAGGAAGUUUGUUAUGUCAAUUUUUGAACUUCGUAUCGUAUUUCCACCUUCUCGGAAGCUCGCGUGAUCUUUUGAUUUCAUCUGAUACGCUUGAAUGCGUUCGUGGAAUCCAUAAUGUACGCACCUUAGUGCAAAACAAUGCGUCAUUUCCCAGUUUUUUUUCAUUAAAAGUGCGAGAAACUGAUGCAAAGAUUAACGUUUUGUGACAAUGUGCUUACGUAAUGAUGGAGGAUGAACAGCCUGUGCCGCCUCCGAGACGCAAAAAGCGUACGCAGAUAGCUGCUAACAAUGACAAGCAGAAGAGAACUGUCACUUGGGGACCUGAAACAUGGGUUGGUGUGAGAGCGCUGCGGGCCAGUUCCGGUGGUAUACUAGACCCGGAUGACCGGGUGUGUGACGUGGCAGAUGACCGUGAAACCCUCACUGCAGAGUGCACAAACCAGGCACCACAGCCUCGAGCAGCACAAGCAGAUGGUGCCAGUGGAUCUUCGGCAGGCACCGCCUCCCCUGACAUGUUCCGGGGAGGAGGCGGUGUGGGCGACAUGCGGGUUCCGAACGCAGAUUCUUGUGUGGAAGUCGGCGCUGCUGACUUAGAAGAUGGCGCCAAUGGCCUGCAGGUGCGACGAGGCAGCGAACCCACCUUACACCAGGAUACUCUUCCUCCACAGAGACAGGAAACCGACCAAACAAAACGCUGGUCAGCGGCAGUAGUGUGUCGUGAUGACCACCGACCAGAGCCCCCUCAUCCCGACAAACAUUCACACUUCCAGCGACAGACCAACAGAUUGUCCAUGCAGUUUUCUGGGCCAGGGAGUGGCGUAUGGAUGGAGGCGGCAGAACGGGUGCAGAUCUAUGGCAGUAAGAGUUUGCCAAGAGAUGCGAGACGUGAUCCGUUAGGGCAGGACACUGCUAUCGAACAACAAAAUAACAGGGUUGAAGAUAUGCUGCGAUGGGUAACCGGUGUAAAUAACGUAGUCAAUGUGAAUCAUGUGCAAGAAAGACCCUUGGAUUUACUCCCUGAAGUGCGACCCAGUGAACGAGCAAUAUCAGGAAUGGACGUGCCCGUCAGUCCCAGUAAGCCCAGUACAGCGCAGGGCGUUAAUGUGUCGCUAGUGAAGGGAGAAAAGGGUCUGGGAUUCACUAUAACCACGAGAGAUAACCCCACGGGGGGACACUGUCCCAUAUACAUCAAGAAUAUAUUGCCUAAGGGUGCAGCAGUAACUGACGGCAGACUUCGAGCUGGUGACAAGCUGGUGUCAGUAAACGGUGUCAGCGUGGCAGGUCUGACGCAGCAGCAGGUCGUUGCACUAUUGAGGAAUACUCCUACUGAUUCCACUGUUGAUAUACGAAUCGAAAGACCGGCUGGGAGGACUCAGAGGGUAGAGCCUCAACAGAGUCCGACAAAAUACAUAGAAAAGGCCAUAGGCGCCCCACCGAAACCAGCAGACACCGAAAAAGCGGUAGAAAACGGUAGAGUCUCCAGUAUAGUGAACGCCAUAAACAAUAACUCAAACUCUGUGCGAGGAAGAAUUUCUAAGAGUUCUUCUAAAGAUGAUCUGAAAGACCAUUCAUUGGACUCGGCGUUGCAGGAUGCGCUUAACUCGUCAUCUGGUUCAGUAACAAACCUUAGAAAUCGUCUCAUACUCCGCUUAGAAGUGCCAGUACACGAAUCGGAGAAAGCCGGACUCGGUAUCAGUGUGAAGGGAAAAGUGACUGCGACGCCGAAGCCUCACGAUUUGGGCAUUUUCAUCAAAUCAGUGCUACACGGUGGAGCCGCUUCCCGAGAUGGCAGAUUACACACAAACGACCAGCUCCUAAGCGUGAACGGCGUGUCUCUGGUCGGUCAAUCCAACGCCGAAGCAAUGGAAACCCUCCGACGAGCCCUCCUUCACUCCAGGCCCAACCUGCACGGCACCAUUUCCUUGACCAUCGCCAGGCGGACGGACAGCAUGGACAGCCUGGCGCGAUGGAAGGACGACACGCCCCCAAACGGAAACGACACGACCGGCUCCAACGACAACUCCAACUUUAACACCGUCAUUUACAACGACAACAAACAGACGGACGCCAACUACGACAAGAAACACACUUCCGUCGUCACAAUUAAUAAUAACAGCUGGAUAUCCAACCAAUCAGACGACAGCAAGGGAUAUCUGGAGAGGGAAGAUGCGGUCCCCCACGAUAGUAAGAGAGACAGCUUCGAGUGGAGCCGUUUGGACGGUUGGAAUCCAGUGAUAGACAGACUGACAGGAUUGAGAAACGAGAGUUAUUAUAUGGCGACGCAAGAGGUGCCGAAUGGAAAUCUGAGGAGUAUGGGGCACGUGCACAUGUCUAGAUCGCCGCCUGCGCAUCAUAAUGUUAUUAUUGAGGAGGAUUAUGGAACUAGAAUCCCGAACAGGGGAAGCGUCGGGGGCGAGUCGGGCAGCGAGUGCGGAGUCAAUACAAAUGGCUUCAGUCGAGAUGCGAUCGGGAGGCGAUCGAUGUCCGAGAAGAGACACGCCGCGCUCGACGCCAAGACCACGGGCACCUACAAGAAGAUCAAGGAGAUUAAGGCUAGCGCGGCACCAGUGGGUCCCUCCUUGGGAAUGCGCAAGUCAUCGAGUCUGGAGUCGCUGCAAACCGCCAUACAGGAGACGAAGCGAAACCCGCGGCAGGAGCCUAUAUACGCUCGGGCACAUCCACCUACAUACCAACAUAUGGAACAUUUUGCUAUGCUACCCAAUAGAGACGGUUCGCUUUUCCGGAAUAAAAACCUAACUCUUAAACACUGGUUGACCGACGACAAUAAUGCCCCAGAGAUCAUCCGGGGCUCACCUCAACAAUCAUCUCUGUCCCACAAGAAACCAUCGCUGCUGAAAUCAAUAUCUACGAUGUUCAGGAUCGGCAAACCUCACAAGAAAGAAGACGUGUACGGGAGAUCGACGCCCGCGCGUUCGUCGGAGAAGUCGCUCGCACGAGAUGCGAUGGAGAGACACCGAGAUGAAAGAAUUGAGGACGUACAUACGCGCAGAGAAGAGCUCCGAAGCAGACAAAACAGUGAGCGAAGUACGCGCUCCGAUCGGCGAAACGGACCCGCUAUACAGGCAAUGGAGAGCGCGUGGGGGCCUACAGGCCAUUAUGUCAAUUAUGAAGAAAUCCAACAAAACCUAAAUGCGCGGCGAGAGAAACUGAGCGAAGUACAAAUCGGUCAAAUGCGGCGGCAAGUUCACGCACAGAGAGCGAAAGCCGAGGAAGAAAGCAGCAGUCGCCGCGGAAUGUCCAGUGUUAGCCACUCCCAACGCUCAUGCAGGGAUCGUGAGAUACCACGUCCCCUCUCCAACUACUACGAAUAUGAAGCUGCACCGCCAAGAAGAUCUGGAAAGCUGUCUCAUUACCAUUAGCACGGUAGAGCUCGUUUUCCUUGCAUAGUCAUACCUUUAGAAUGAAUUUUCCUUGGCUUUCUAGAAUAGAGAUUUUAAAGGGGUGGAAGAAGAGUCUUAAGAAAAGAUUUAGAUUCGAGAUGUAGCCCGAACUAUACCUACCGUACGUUUCGUACUUGUUACGUUGUACGUAUAUCAAUACGGCGGUCACAUUUAGCGCCAAGUUUCGAAUCUGAAUCAUAAACGAAGAAGUGUUUCAGAAAUAAUAUAUCUAGUGAUGAAGUACUUAUAAGGUGAUUUAUGUCUAAGCUAAAAUGUUCGUCACCUACGUCAAGAUUCAAAGAAACAUGACGUGUACUUACCACGUCAACAAGUGCAAUUAGAUAUUCAAAUGUUGUUUGAAAUCAACUCCCAGGUUUUUUAUCCUUAUUGCUUUUAAAUAGGAUGCAUUGAUUGUUUGAACGAAAAAUGUAUUUUAGAGAGUUCAAUUCCGAGUAAAAAAAGAAUGGACAGGUGAGACAAAUGAAACGUGUAGUUACACGGUAGAACCAUUGUUUCCCAACCGUUUUUGUGGCAUGCCCCUUAAACUACUUAAAAUCCUUACGCCGCUCUAUGUCACAUACAUAGAUUACAUAUUAAACAAAUUGAAUUGAUCACUUAAGAAUUUUAUAUCUAUUAUUAGUUUUAGGAAGAAAUCACUAUGAAAUUGUUGACAAAAUAAGAAGUAAAAAAAAAAUCAAAUAAAUAUCAUAAAGAUUUCUCUAUAUUAUUUUAGUGAUAUUUUCUAUUAGGUUCCAAUUUGGUUAGCUUCAGUCUCAAGUCUCCAGUUGUGUUAUAUCCAGCCGAUUUCGAUUGCCCCCCUUAACAAUCAAAUUGCCUCCCUGCAGGGCGUGGGCACGUCGGGAAACACUGAACUAAGCUAACGUUUUCAUUUCUCUCUACUUAUCAUUAGAGUUUAAUAAAUUAUGUGCCUUUAUAUACCACAAUAUAUUUUGUUCAAUUUUAAAAAUUAUAAAUAUUUUCCUGUACGAAAUGUAGUAUACAUUUCGUAUAAAUAAUAUAUGUUAAAACUUGCAAAUGUUGACGUCAAACUUAUAAAAAAUACCUUUGUGUUUUGUCAUUUGUAAAAUUUUGUUAUAAAUGAAGAUUUGCACCUACCUAUAUUCUUUAUACGAACUAAAUUUAAACACGGUUUUAAUUACUAAGAUUCAUUGAACGUAGACUAAAACUAGUAUUGUGUUUGUUGCCAUGGUUACGAUGAUUGAUUGAGAAUGGUGAGUAACUAUUUUUAGUCUACGUCUUAUGGCUGAUUGUUUUUACGCUGUAAUGGGGAGGUAAAACACUUCAAUCCAGUCAAUACUGAUUUGUUUUUUUAUGAAAUAUUGUUUCUAUCCUAGCGAUAGUGCUGGAGUUCUUUGGUUAACGGAAUGGUAUAUGUAAAUUUUGAUCAGCGCCUCCGAGUAUAUCGAGUAUUCAAUAGUAAAUGUCACGUAAACUUUCGGGUAUCUAAACUUCCUUAUAGUUGGCCUAAUGUUCUUUGAAUACUUGGUAGUAAAAUAUUAAAAAUAUUCACGAAAAACACUUGUGAAAAGCAUACGAACUUUUAUUACUAAUAGUUUACACGAAUAGUAUUCGGGUGCUGAUAAAGUCAUACAAAAUUCAUCCUUACUAUCCUACACUGAUUUACGUAUACGAAAGGUGUUGUCAUAUUAGGAAGUGAAACUUAAAUUAAAUUCAGAGUCCAGACUUAACCCUAAGUAUGACUUCAUAGCGAUAAGUCUCGGACUUUAUUAACUAUACCGUAAUAUUAAAAUAGUUUUGUAAGUUUUAGUUUCGUUUUCGGACGCAUUGUUGUAUAUAUCAAAAUUAUAUUUUAAGUUGAAGCGUUAUAUUCGUUAAUUAAGCAUAUGUAAAAUACAUUCCUACUUAUAUUAAGACAUAAAUCAAAGAAGCUUUAAGUGUAGGAUAUUUUUUAUAAUAGGUGUUAAUUCCGACUGAUUAUGUAGGAAAUUCGUUUGACAUUGUAUUUUCAAUUUUUUCAUUUGACCUCAUCCGCCAUUGUUACAUAAUUAUCGUAUUCCGUCGACAAUUUGUGAUAUUACUAAGUUAAGCGUCUAGUCCUACUUCCUUACAACGGCCGUACUCAGAGUUGUCCGUUUAUUAUUUAGUAUUCGUUUGUAUUUAAAGUUCGGAUCGUGUCUCAAUAAGUUAUAUUUACGGAUAAAUAGAUCAGCUUUAAAUAGAUCCACUAUUUAAAACUUUAUUAAUUACUAAAGUAACGUUUAUUAAGUUAAGCAACUCUGAGAACGCCUGUUAGCUUAGAUUAAAACACUUGUAUUUGCGAUUUAAGUCUUUCAAUAAUCAAAAUGUAGAAAGUUAGUUUGCACUUGAUUCUAUAAAUUUUAAGAUGAAAGCACACGCUACAUUUUGCUAUAGAGUUUGUUCCUCAAAUACGUAGUUAAGUAGGACAUUUGAAAUCUUAAUAGGCUCUGUAUUCACCUAACAUAUCUAUUGUAAAUAAAUAUCUGAUAAAUGUUAAAAUAUCGACAUAUCUAUGAACAAUUAGUAUAUAAUUAUUGCAUUUUUUUGCAAAUUUGUGUAUAUAAACCAUGAUUUUGUAACAUACAAUGUAUUUGUAUGCCUUUAGGCGAUC
This is a messenger RNA of Pieris brassicae (large cabbage white), 6598 nucleotides long. RefSeq names its product partitioning defective 3 homolog (gene baz). The transcript has 22 exons. The record is from RefSeq and is a predicted model, not a curated record. Gene Ontology annotation, molecular function: phosphatidylinositol binding; protein binding. Gene Ontology annotation, biological process: intracellular protein localization; microtubule cytoskeleton organization; establishment of cell polarity. The coding region runs from base 808 to 3966 and encodes 1052 amino acids. Gene Ontology annotation, cellular component: apical junction complex; cell cortex; adherens junction. Lineage: Eukaryota; Metazoa; Arthropoda; Insecta; Lepidoptera; Pieridae.